AUGACUGCAGAAAUCACUCAAAGAGUGGGAUCCCAUUCCAGCUCUCAAACUGAAGCUCCGGCAGACCUAUUACCAAUUUCCUCCGCACGCUGCAAUUCCCCGACGGUCCAGGAGUUCGGGGAGGAUGAAAAAGGCCAUGAUACCAAUGUGGAAAGCACGACAGAAUAUCCAAUUGGAAAACGCAGGUAUUGGAAACGCUUUAUCGAUAUCGUUUCAUGGACACCGCGACGAUGUCGAUGGAAUCCAGAGAACCCGAGUAAAUUCGGCUUGCCUCUGAACCUCCUAUUCGCAUUCUCGGGAACUUUCACGGUUGCCAAUCUAUACUAUUCACAUCCCAUUCUUGACGUUCUUGCCCAAUUCUUCGAUGUCUCGCAUGAGCGAGUCUCGUUGAUCCCAACCUGCAGUCAGGCUGGAUAUGCGACGGGAUUGAUCCUCCUUUGUCCUCUUGGGGACUUAGUUCGGAGAAGGCACUUCGUUUUGGCGUUAACAUUUGUUACUGCCGCAUUGUGGAUUGGGAUUUGCAUCACCAACUCAUUCGAGACAUUCCUUGUUCUGAGUUAUCUGUCUUCGGUCACGACUGUUACUCCACAAAUCAUGCUUCCUCUUGUCGGAGACCUCGUCCCCCCGGCUCGUCGUGCAACUGCUCUAUCAGUCGUGUCUUCGGGACUUGUCCUGGGCCUUCUCUUUGCCCGUCUGCUCUCCGGUAUAGUUGCAGAAUAUUCACACUGGCGAAAUAUAUAUUGGCUAUCACUAGGACUCCAAUUCCUCAUUUUUGGCCUUCUAUGGUUAUUCAUGCCCGAUUAUCCAUCAACAAACACCAACAUCUCCUACUUUAAGAUCCUAUAUUCCAUUAUCGGAUACUACUGGACAUCCCCGGAGCUUGUUCAGGCAACACUCAUGUCAUUCUUCCUCUCGGCCACAUUCACCAGCUACUGGACAACACUCACCUUCCUCCUAGCCGGUGAUCCCUACAACUACCCAACCUUGACAAUCGGACUAUUCUCCCUGGCAGGUCUUACGCCCAUGUUCCUAGGCCCACUCUUCUCACGCUACAUGAUCGAUAAAUUCGUGCCGCAGUUCUCCGUUCUCGUCAGUCUCGGCAUCCUGAUCAUCGGCGUCAGUAUCGGUACCUAUACAGGCACGUGGACUGUCGCUGGCCCAAUUAUCCAGGCUGCGCUGCAGGAUUUCGGUCUGCAGAUGACGCAAAUUGCUAAUCGCAUUACGAUCUACGCUGUUGCGCCCAAGGCGCGCAAUCGGCUUAACACGGGAUAUAUGAUGGGCGUGUUCUGUGGUCAGCUCAUGGGUACCUCUGUUGGAAACCGUCUCUACAGUCAAGGGGGUUGGAUUCUGUCGGGAAGUGUCAAUCUAGCGUUCAUUGGGAUAUCACUGGUUAUUUGUCUUCUUCGUGGGCCAGCUGAGCAGGGAUGGGUUGGAUGGCAUGGUGGCAUUCGCAUCCGACGAACGGAUGUUUGA
Messenger RNA from Penicillium vulpinum, 1473 nucleotides. Its product is annotated as MFS transporter. Bases 1 to 1473 code for a protein of 490 amino acids. The record is from RefSeq and is a predicted model, not a curated record. Gene Ontology annotation, biological process: transmembrane transport. Gene Ontology annotation, molecular function: transmembrane transporter activity. The transcript has 3 exons. NCBI's taxonomy places the organism in Eukaryota, Fungi, Ascomycota, Eurotiomycetes, Eurotiales, Aspergillaceae.